This is a messenger RNA of Spizellomyces punctatus DAOM BR117, 525 nucleotides long. RefSeq lists its product as uncharacterized. The transcript has a single exon. Lineage: Eukaryota; Fungi; Chytridiomycota; Chytridiomycetes; Spizellomycetales; Spizellomycetaceae. The coding region runs from base 1 to 525 and encodes 174 amino acids. The record is from RefSeq and is a predicted model, not a curated record.
AUGACCACCAUCCUCAUGUCACCCCAUCGCGGUUCCCCACUCCACCCCAUUGCGGUUCCCCAUUCCACCCCAUUGCGGUUCCCCAUUCCACCCCAUCGCGGUUCCCAGGAAGAGGACGACGCUGGCGGGUACCAGGAUGACGAUAUCCGGAGCGAAGAGGAUCUGGCCUGGGCAGCUGAAGACCAGAUCUCGGCAGAGAUCGAAGGAGCUCCACUGGACCUUCGCCCGGCGUUCCUCAAUGCAUUCAGCCAGGAAGAGCUGGCUAGCCUGGCCGAAAUCAUCAAGGAGGUGGGAAAACCAGCGUCCACGAUCACCUACGCGGACGUGCGAAAAGAAUUCAGCGAGCCUCUUGGGAGGCAGCAAAUUCUUUGUGCGGCGACAGGAAUCGCCUUCCACACCGAGAUCAAUCGCGGCAGCUUCCCGCAAGACCUUCACAGAAUUUCACAAAAGCUGCAGCGUGAAGGUGGCAAGGAUGUUCUGUCGCUGAUCGGACUAACAAUCAGGGUGGAAAGAGAGAUAUUCUAA